Parus major (Great Tit) is the source of this 1788-nucleotide messenger RNA. Its product is annotated as adhesion G-protein coupled receptor G2-like. Bases 47 to 364 code for a protein of 105 amino acids. The record is from RefSeq and is a predicted model, not a curated record. The transcript is spliced from 4 exons. Lineage: Eukaryota; Metazoa; Chordata; Aves; Passeriformes; Paridae.
CCAGCUAUUGUAAUUGCCUUUGUGCUCAUUAUAAAUAAGGACUUCUAUGGCAAUGGGUCACUCUCUGAGAUCCAUCCUUACAGCAAUUUGGUUCUUUAUCUUUGUGUUUCACUGCCUAAUGAAGGAUGAAGUAGUGAAGCAGUGCCGAGUAUACUUCUGCUGGGGAAGAUUUUGUCUGAGUGGUUAUUCUGGCUGGAGUGGGUCAGGUGCAACUGCUGGAUCUACACCAAAGCAUUUAAACCACAAAUCACCAUCCCAGGCUUUGCAGAGUCUACAUUCUAAUGGAACGAGUUCAACUUUCAAUGCAGAUUUUCUUCCCAGGACUUCUUCAGAUACAAAUUUUAAGAUUGCUGAAGUCCAUUGAAACUCUGGUGCUGUAUCUCCAGAAGAUGAGACCAACCACCCUUUUUCACAAAGAAAAUUCAUGGAUACAUGGAUCCACAGAAAGUAGGAUUUUUACACUGAUACCGAAUUUGUUUUCCUCUGCUUUUCUAACGAUGGUUCCUUUUGAGACUUGUAGAAACAAACAUAGUUCUAAAGAAUAGCUUCUAAUGUACAGUUAUCACUCUGGACACAAUUAUAGUGCUAAAACAUCCCAUGACUCAACUUUAGGCUUUAUUAGGAGUAGCAGUACUGACCAUAAAAGGAUUUGAUUCCACUGUGUUUUCCAGAUUAGUCCUCAUGUUAAACAGAGACUGAAAACACUCCUUGUCCUGAGCCCCAUUCCUAGUUCAUCCUCCUUUUUUUUUCCCUUUCCAGUGUCCUGAUAGCCGUCUGUUUCCAUCUUCAUCUGAUACUUAUCUCAGAAUCUAAUACCCAUAAUAUUGAGUUACAAGCAGUAUUUUUGAGGCUGUUGGCUGACUGUCUCAGGCGUGGAUAUCUAGGGUCCUCAAUCAGUAUCUUUCCUUUUCUGAAAUGGACCUUGACCAACAUGAAGACACUCGACUCAGAUUUCCAAGAUGUUCCUCUCAGUUGUAUGUUUUCAUUUUCAGACAUGCUGUCACUGGUGACGAACUUAGAUUCCUAAAGAGAUGGAGAUGCAUGUCUAAAUGUUUGAAAAUGUUGCUUAGUACCUUCAAAUGGAAUGUGGAAACAAUAGAAAACUGAAAUUCCCACCUUCAAGGGGUAUCCAUAUGUAUGAUAUGCAUAGGUUGCAGAUUAUCUCUCCUGAAAAAAACUUCUAAACUAAACCCAAAUAGAACAAUAGCAGACAAAACCCUGCUAUCACGGCAGCUGGAAAUAAGGAAGUUUUCCCAUCAGUGUUGCUUUCCUGUGAAUACAGCAGGAUGUAAACUCCAUUUUAUGACAUCACAAGAGAGACUUAACUUUCCUCACCUGCUGAGGAGGAGUUUUCUUUCAGCAAAUGUGUUCAACUUGGUAACUUGCCUGCUCAACCGAAUCCUAGUUUUCAUUUUGAAUGCCCUUCUCUGUAUCAUUCAAGUGAAGACUUUUAAAUGACUGUUAAUAUAGUGGAAGACUAGCCUGUACCUAUGACAGAGGAGAAAAAUAAUAUAAUGAAGUGAUGUCUUAGAACUGGUACGUACAAUACAAAAUACAAAAGGUUCUUUCAGUCACCCACACAGCAAUUAGUGCAAAAAAUAUGAAUAUUCCAAUGUACAGUACCCAUAGCCAACCUACUUGAAAUCAGACAGAUCACCUUCAGUUCCUUGGCUCUAUGGGAGAAAUCUUGGCAUUAAAAACAUGCAAACAAGUUCCACCUUGUACCCUUGUGUUUCUAAUUUGAAAUUGCUUUCAAGGGGAAUGAAAUUCAAUAAAAAAGGCAGUUCA